CAGCACAAAUAUACGGUUUCACCGCUGGCUUUAUAAUUUUCUGAUGAUCUUCGUUGCCAUUUUUAGCCAUGUCUUUUUGUUUCUGAAUAGGCCUAUAAAGACAACUUUGAUGAAAAUUGCUCACUGUCCCAAUCCUCCCGCCCCCAAAAAAUAAGAUAUUCUGAUGAGAUGGAUUAUUGCCAAUACCCUUUUCUUUGUCUUGAUAUUCUAACCUGUAAAAGUAGAUGCUUCUUUAUACCAAUCUAUUGCUGUCAUUUUUGACCCUAGUAACAGCAACUGUAACAAAUGUGGGAAACAGACGGAUAGUCGCUUUGGGCGAUUUGCAUGGCGAUUUACCAAACACACUAGAAAUCUUAAAGUUUGCAAAACUCAUUGAUAAGGAACACCAUUGGAUUGGUGGCGACGCUAUUUUUGUUCAGACUGGCGACGUUGUAGAUAGAGGACCAGAUACUAUUAAGCUUUACCGACUCUUGCAAGACCUCCGAGAAGAAGCUCCCUACCAAGGCGGCCUUGUUAUUCCGUUACUCGGUAACCAUGAGAUUAUGAACCUCAUUGGUGAUUGGCGCUAUGUUCGCGAGAGCGAUGUCGCAACAUUUGGUAGUGUCGAAGCUCGACGAAAAGCGUUUGCAGCCGAUGGAUUUAUCGGCGAAUACCUAAUCACACUCAACAUGACUGCCAAAGUAGGAUCCACUGUGUUCUGUCAUGGAGGUAUUACACCCUAUUACAGCGAAUUCGGCCUUGACUGGAUUAACGACCGAACGCAUGAGAGUAUUGUGACUUAUAUGGAGUCGAGAGGACGUCACGGUAACGAGGAUGGAAUUUACAGUGGAUCAGGUCCAACUUGGUACAGAGGUUAUGCAUUGGAUGAUGAACAAGAAGCAUGUGAUUUGAUAGACGAUGCUUUAGACUUUCUUCAAGCAAACCGUAUGGUAAUGGGCCAUACUGUUCAACGAGAUGGAAUUAUUCGCACAAGAUGUGGAGGAAAAAUUGUAUUGAUUGACGUUGGAAUUUCAAAAGCGUAUGGAGGCUAUCGGGGAGCGUUGGAAAUUCAAGGAAACGAUGUAUAUGCAUUAUAUCCGAACCGUAAAGUAAAGUUACCCUCACCAGCGCCUUUUAUUACUUCAUCGUCAGAUCAAAAAUUAGAAGCCAUUCCUAUAGAUACCACUAUAAAAGAACCGAUCAGACAUGACGAAUUGUAAAUAUAAAUCAAGCAACAACUAUUUCUAAGUCGUCGAAGUUCUACUUAGUUAUGGCUCGGUUAUGAAACUUACUUCAAAAACGUAAUAUUAAAUUGUAUAUUCUAAAGACAAAUGAAUGUAAAUACUGUCAUAUAUUGAGCAUGUGUCAUCAUCAAACAAAUAAUAUAAGCAUUU
Molecule: messenger RNA, 1373 nt
Organism: Mycotypha africana
Lineage: Eukaryota; Fungi; Mucoromycota; Mucoromycetes; Mucorales; Mycotyphaceae
Product: Metallo-dependent phosphatase-like protein
Exons: 3
Coding region: 225-1199 (324 amino acids)
Molecular function (GO): hydrolase activity
Source: RefSeq, a predicted model, not a curated record